GUCUGGGUGGUGCCAGUGGGUGGGAGAGGGAAGAGGGUUUGGGAUUGGAGGUGGUGGGAUGAGAUUAAGCAGGGCCACUGAUUACGAGGCAGUGUGAGCAUUAACAAUGUUUUGGUCCGAUUGUAGACCAUUAUGAACUAAUGUUUCCUCUCCUUUGUGGCUGCAGAGAAAUGGACGCAUGUGGCUGUAUCGGGCUGUCGCUCUGUUGGAACCCUCAACGCAGCAUGUCGAGUUGUCCCUGGGCCUCUGUAACAACCGUUUUCAAGCAGCGUGGGGACGUCAGGGUGGGGCGGGGUGGAGCAUGCAGGGUCAGAAAGGUUUUGAUUCUUAAUCAGUACAAAAGGGGAAGUUGUGGGGGUGGCAACCCUUUUUGCUCGUAUAAAGUUAAGCUCCACACACACACAGUCUGCUCUUUUGUUGUGCAUGGCUGACUGAGAAUGAGCUGCUUUGAGCUCUGUUACACAGAGGACGUGGCCAGCUAAGGACUACCCAGAUCCCACAGCAAGAGGGAGAAGGAGCCCCUGGAAUACAAUUCUGAGAAAAUGGUGUGUGCGAUUGGGGCUGAACUGAUGUGGUCUGGACUGGCGCUAAAGAAUUGGUUCUGGCAGGGGCUCUUUGUGCUUCACUUCACUAGUCUAGUUUGUUUCCCUGCAGUCUUUGCACAGGAAAAGAUGCACAAAGCCAAAGUGGGAGACAGCAUCCUCCUGCCCUGCUGCCAUGAACUACCCAACUCAAACUACCUGAUUAAUUAUCGCGUUUACUGGCAAACAAAAAGCUCAGACGUAGUGAUGGCUUACUCAGAAGGGAAGCUGGUCAUGACCAAUGCGAUGUAUAUGAACCGGACCAAGAUGGACCCAAAGACCCUCACAAUGUCAAUCUUCCCAGUGAAACUAUCAGACGACAACAAAUAUGAAUGCAUAGUUCAAGAGCUAGAGAAUGGAGCUUACAAGCGCGCAUGUGAUGUGACUGUGGUUUUGGUGGUUGUAGCUGACUUCAGCAAGCCGGUCAUAUCAGCGGAUGUACCCAAAGAUGCUUGUGGCUCAACUGAGGUGAUGGUGAACUGUUCUUCUCAUGGGGGCUUUCCAGAGCCCAGAGUCUCCGGGAUCCUCAAUAAUAUGUCUGUGGAUUGGCAAACCAAGCCACCUGGCUCAGAAAACAGUCUCUAUAAUGUCACCGCCAAAUUGCAGCUCAAUCUGACUGAAGACAUUUUCCUCACGUGUACCAUUGAGUAUGAUGACUUCAAAGUGUCCUCUAACUACUCUCUGAAAAAACUAAAGGAAUGUUCUCCUUCUCCAAGACUUCUGCCCCAGGGGGUCAUUAUUGCCUCAAGUUUGGUUCUCAUCUGCAUCUUCCUUGUGGCCAUUGCCUUGCUUUUAAAAUAUUUCUGGUGUCAUGGCUGCGAACAACUGCGGUGCUCUCACUCCCCUGUCCCUCAAGAUCCAGGAGUGGGAACUGAAAUAAAAGGGGUUGUAAGAGAUGACAUUCCCUCCCCUGAAGCAACCUUGGAAGAAGUAACUUUCUGAUUAGACCAUAUUUACAGAUCUUGUAUCCUGUGUGCCCUGCACUGCAGUCCCUAUUGUCCUCCAUGGCCAAGGCUUAUUCCAUAGACUGUUUGGCUCUUCCAGAAGAGGAUGACGGAGCAGGCAGGAAAUCUGCUCAAGCGGACUGGGAAGAUGGUGUUUUGUGAAUAAACACCAUCACCACAGAAGCGUUCGGACAGUAACACACCAGAGCCCUGUGUCUGCAAUGCCACCUCAAAGGAAGCUCCAUUUUCCUGAUUAGCUGCAAGAAGAAAUAUUGCCAGCAUCCUGAUGCUCCAGGACACCACCUGCCUCCUCAGAGUUUGGGAUGUUUGGCUUUGACACUGCCACUAAGGCAAGGGUGGCCUGUGGUGCUUUACAAGGUAGCCCAUCUUUAGUAAGGAGGGGCUGGCCCUUGGGAGAUGACAGGUCCCAAUGUGCAGUCUUGAGCCAAGCACAGACUGCACCACCUUUUUAGAGCUGAGGGCAGCUGUAAUCUGUUCCAUUCUGUGUAUGGUCCUUGGGCUUGGACAUGUUGCCAGUACAGUUCUCGGAGUAGAGUUUGGAUUAAGAAUGUAUUUGAGGACCUGACAAUCACAGAUGUCUCCUGUCUUGGGCCCCUUCUCCAGUAAGGAUGCAAGGUUCAGCCACUCCUUAAGGAAGAACUGAACAGAGACGGGGAAAUACGUCUUAUGCUUAUUUCAGCAGCCAUAACAUUUAGUGUAGUCUGGCAUGACAUUAAUAUACUGACACCCUGGCCAUUUGCUAACUAAUGUGUGUACAGCUAUCUGCCUCAUUUGCAGCCCUAAUGCUAGUACUCGUGACCUGUUGUCCCAAAAACCUCUCCACCUAGUGAAUCAAAGAUACAGCUCUGCUAGUUCACCCCAGAGAGGAAGCUGAUGUGCCAAAGCUCAUCUGCACAUUCCAGCCAACUAACAGCAUGCAGACACCCCACUGGUACUUUUUAUAUGUAUUUCCCCUGGUCAACCUUCAUAUGUGGUCAGAUUGCUCAGCAGCUUACUUACAUGAAUGUAACAUGAAAUAGAAAAUUUGUGUCUAGCUCCAAAAACACAGGUCUUCUCCUCUCAAGGGUGUGUGGGGAUGUGUGACGACAACACCCUUGUUACCACUGCUUCUCCACAAGGCUUGAGAGGGGCUGAGUCUUUAGUUUCUUGCAGGAAACUUGGCAGUAUGGGACUACCCUGGCCAAGGAUGCUGCUGUUCAGUCUAUGGCUGCUGUUCUCAGAGUCUGUCCCCUGUAUCCAUUCAGAAGCUGAAGCAUGGAAGAGCCCAGCUUGGGCUCUAGCAUUGGAUAGGACCUAUCCAGAUCUUGCCUGAAUGGUUUUAUUGCCUACUGUGUAGGAAAGAGUGAUUUCUCAUUUUGAGGGGAAAACCAAAACCCAACAGGCUGCUUGCACAAUGGGAUUUACUAACAUAACUCCGCCCCAGUUUGCUUAUCAUAUUCUAUUCUACCCCUUCUGCUUUGUCUUUAAAGCUAACUGGUUAUAGGCUCUGUGAGUUACAGCUUCAUCCAGCCUGUUCUGCAGCCAUUGUUCGGGGGGAAACCAGUAACCGCAUAGCAGCAGUACAGAGUGGAUAUUCACUGUGGAGACUGGUUGUGCAUCACAGCGUUCUCAUUGGUCACUUUUCUGACGUUGCUGCAACCAUGCUCUGACCCCCACCAAUGAGUGCCCGGCUGGGAGGCAGCACUGGGACACCCCAAUCCUACACUUGGGAAACCAAGCCAAUAAAGGCAGCUUAGGGAAGCUCAGGCUCUGGGUGAGACGCCUGUGCAAGUUAGGAUGGUGGUGGGAAUGGUGUCACAUUUUUCUUUUCUUUUCAUUCCUACUACCCAGCAACCAGUCUGUACCCUUGCUACUGCCAGCUUUAACUACUGCAUUCUCCUACUGGGCCACGGUCCACUAUGCCACUCUGUACUUACUUGCCCAUUCUCAGCUUUGUGCCUUCUUUCAUACUGCUCUGUAACUUCCCCCUCUCCUCCGAAGACUCCUAGAAAUGCAUCUGUACCACAAUGCUUUCCUGUUCAAAAUAAAAACAAAACCAAAAAGCACCAGGCUUACUCCCAACCCUCUUCCUCCAGCUGUUCCAUACUUAAUAUGCGAUCCUGACUGAAGCCUGUAAGCUCUCUGGGGCAGGUUUUUUCUUUUGAGCAUAUGCUUUUGUAAAUCACCAGAUACCCUUACGACAUUGUAAAUAAUUCCUUCUAGCUGAGCUAAGGGAUUUCACACUGACAGAAAUACAGGAAAUGUAGGGUUUGAUUUUUCCCACACCAUAAAACAUGUUUUAUGUUUUCUACUGUCUCACAGUGUUUUCAGUGAAAUGCACAUGGUUUCCAUGAGACCUUUCAGCUUAUUUAAUGUCUGAACCAAUGUAACAGGUGAACUGCUUUCAGUUUAACAUCUUCAUUUUGGCUAAGAUAUUCUAUGGGGUUCCCCCCCUUAAUUGUAUUAAAAGGUAAACUCUG
Molecule: messenger RNA, 4005 nt
Organism: Dermochelys coriacea (leatherback sea turtle)
Lineage: Eukaryota; Metazoa; Chordata; Testudines; Dermochelyidae
Gene: CD80
Product: CD80 molecule
Exons: 7
Coding region: 543-1523 (326 amino acids)
Biological process (GO): cell surface receptor signaling pathway; cellular response to lipopolysaccharide; positive regulation of T cell proliferation
Cellular component (GO): external side of plasma membrane
Source: RefSeq, a predicted model, not a curated record